GUGGUCGCAUACUGCUGUUCUUCUCUUCUCAUCUUGCACAAAAUCCCGAUUUCAACAGCGGCUACUGCGCCCUCUACUGCUUCCUAAUACGGCAAGCUAUGACAACCAAGGCUGUAACAGCGACGGGAACAGCGAUAGUGUGGAUUGUCUGAAGACAAGAGACAAAGCGAGGAGAAACAACGAAGCAAAGCGACGAGGAACCGAGAGAUGCUGCACAUGAAGACGUUUCUUUCCGGCCGGAGUAGCGGCACAGUCCGGGGCCUGGCCUGCGCCGCCGGACUGAUCGCGCUCACCACCGCGGGAUACUGCGCGUAUCGCAGGCUGAAGAGGAUCAGCGACCUUCGAGCUCCUGAACGGGAAGCUGCUCAAGGAUCUGUUUUAGGUGUUGAUGUAGAGGAAGUUCUCGUAUGCACCGAAGAAGUCCCUCAGACAUCAGCUGUUGUCCUGGUCACUGAGACAAAUCCCCAGCUCCUGGACACCAGCCUUGACCCUGAGAAGUCAGCUGUCAUUCUGCUCUCACAUCACCAUGGCACACGUCAGCUGCACCCUGCCUGGCAGAACAUCCAGUUCCUCUCCUCACAGUCCUGCAGCUUCGUCUCUGAGUCCCUGGAGGUACACAGGUACAUCGCGUGCUUGGUGAGAGGUCCAGAAGUCCUGCUGUGGUGGAUCACCACCACCACCAAAAUGUCCAGCAAUCAUUGGGGAGCCUUUAACGCCACCACUCGGGAGAACUCGAUCACCUGCAUACAGCGAGUCUGCGGGAGCGUGAGAGCGCUGGUGUCCUGCCAUCACGAGGAGACGACCAUCCACGUGCCGUUCGAGGAUGGCGAGCAAACCAUUUACCAGGUGAGUCGCUCGUACCUUCGCGUGGACGUGGACGGUCAGGUGGACAUGUCCCAUGAGGAGGAAGGAAGUUUCUUCACUCCUCAUGCUGACUUUGACGUUCAGUCAGAAUUUGAGGAAAGUGACGUGGAACUUCCACCUGAGGAGCAGGAGGUGCCCUUCAUCAGCUUGUACCUCACAGGCCGUGGCAUCACAGACCUCGUCCUGAAGCUGCCUGCCGUCCGCGAGGCGUUCUCUAGGAUGAUGGCCAGCAUCCAUAACAAGAACUUCUUGUACGUGGCUGGCAAGCAGAUCUUGAUGCGUCUGGCAACAGCCAACAAACAGGAUCCGCGCGGCGUACAGAGGGCAUACGACGAGGUGAUCCGAUUCCUGAGAGAGCCUUCCUAUCAGGAAACGAUCGAGGCGGAGGUGCUCGAUGCUCAGCUGUACCACUUCAACCUGCUGGACGUGUUCUUCGAACUCGUCUUCUUCGGCUGCUUAAUCAACGGCUUGCCGCCUGAAGCUUUGGACGGGGGAUUCUUGCAGCAUGUGUUCGAUAUGAACAGCCAGUGGGACGUGGACAUCAGGGAGCCUGAAGCAGAGCAGCUCUUUUUGCUGCUUUCCUUAAAGCUGACAAUGCUGCUUGAGGAACUUUUCUCGCAGCCUCUGGACCUGUACAGUGACCCAGCAGCUUUAGCCACCGCAGUGCAACGACUGGUGAAGGAGCGUGUGCAGGAGAUGCUGAAGGCCAUGGAGGGAGUCUGAGCAACACCACACUCCUCUGGCGCACACACACACACACACACACACACACACACACACACACACACACACACCUCUGUCCCUGUUUUCUUUCCCUUUCUUUCUCUUUCUCUUCAUUUCACUAUCUCUACAGGUAAGUACUUAUUACGCUGUCUUACUGUGUACACAUUUAAACAUGUCUUUCUUUUCUUCUCUCCCUGAGCAGCUACACAAUACACAACAUCGACGGCCUGGCCUCUAACAACACCACCUGUUAGUUUGCUCUCCGACUGCACAAACACCUGCAGCUCCAACAC
Molecule: messenger RNA, 1880 nt
Organism: Tachysurus vachellii
Lineage: Eukaryota; Metazoa; Chordata; Actinopteri; Siluriformes; Bagridae
Exons: 17
Coding region: 208-1587 (459 amino acids)
Biological process (GO): mitochondrial fusion
Source: RefSeq, a predicted model, not a curated record